This is a messenger RNA of Oryza sativa Japonica Group (Japanese rice), 2713 nucleotides long. NCBI's taxonomy places the organism in Eukaryota, Viridiplantae, Streptophyta, Magnoliopsida, Poales, Poaceae. The record is from RefSeq and is a predicted model, not a curated record.
GGGCUAAUCCGGUAGAAAGCCCACCACUCGCUCGCCAGUUCGUCGUCCUCUUCGCCGAGCUCGCGAGCUCUCGCACUCUGUCUCCAUCCCCGCAUCGCAUCGCCUCGCCGCUGCUGAUCUCGUCGCGGUCGCCGGAGGGGAGCUACGAGGAUUGCCUAACCCAGAAGUUGGUGCUUCGAGAUAGCCAUGGCCACCGGAGUGGCACCAGCGCCGCUCCCACAUGUCAGGGUCCGUGAUGGUGGCAUCGGCUUCACGAGGAGCGUCGACUUUGCUAAGAUCUUGUCGGUUCCUGCUACUCUAAGGGUGGGCUCAUCAAGAGGCAGGGUGCUUGUGGCCAAGAGCUCAAGUACCGGUUCUGAUACCAUGGAGCUCGAGCCAUCUUCAGAAGGAAGCCCACUUUUAGUUCCCAGGCAAAAGUAUUGUGAAUCUAUAUAUGAGACAAGGAGGAGAAAAACCCGCACUGUGAUGGUUGGGAAUGUGCCACUUGGCAGUGAUCAUCCCAUUAGGAUUCAGACUAUGACCACCUCGGAUACCAAGGAUGUUGCUAAAACCGUAGAGGAGGUUAUGAGGAUAGCAGAUAAAGGGGCUGAUUUUGUUAGAAUAACAGUCCAGGGUAGAAAGGAAGCUGAUGCCUGCUUUGAGAUUAAGAACACUCUUGUUCAGAAGAAUUACAACAUCCCCCUAGUGGCUGAUAUUCAUUUUGCCCCGACAGUUGCUUUAAGAGUGGCUGAAUGCUUUGACAAAAUUCGUGUCAACCCAGGGAAUUUUGCUGAUCGCCGUGCCCAAUUUGAGCAGCUUGAAUAUACUGAAGAUGAUUAUCAAAAAGAGCUUGAGCAUAUCGAGAAGGUCUUCUCCCCGUUGGUUGAGAAAUGCAAGCAGUAUGGAAGAGCAAUGCGUAUAGGAACAAAUCAUGGAAGUCUGUCUGACCGCAUAAUGAGUUACUAUGGUGAUUCUCCACGCGGAAUGGUUGAGUCUGCUUUGGAAUUUGCCAGGAUCUGUCGGAAGCUGGACUUCCAUAACUUUGUGUUUUCAAUGAAAGCAAGUAACCCUGUUAUCAUGGUCCAAGCAUAUCGCUUGCUUGUAGCAGAAAUGUAUAACCUAGGGUGGGAUUAUCCUUUGCACUUGGGAGUUACAGAAGCUGGAGAGGGUGAAGAUGGGAGGAUGAAGUCUGCCAUUGGCAUUGGAACACUUCUGAUGGAUGGCUUGGGCGAUACAAUCCGUGUCUCCCUCACGGAACCACCUGAAGAAGAGAUUGAUCCUUGCCGGAGAUUGGCAAAUCUUGGCACACAUGCCGCAGACCUUCAAAUAGGAGUGGCUCCUUUUGAAGAAAAGCACAGGCGCUAUUUUGAUUUCCAGCGUAGAAGUGGUCAGUUGCCUUUACAAAAGGAGGGUGAGGAAGUAGACUACAGAGGGGUCUUGCACCGUGAUGGCUCUGUUUUGAUGUCAGUUUCCUUGGAUCAGUUGAAGGCUCCUGAGCUCCUUUAUAGGUCUCUUGCUGCAAAGCUUGUGGUUGGCAUGCCUUUCAAGGAUCUGGCAACUGUAGAUUCUAUUCUUUUGAGGGAGCUCCCACCUGUAGAAGAUGCUCAAGCUAGGCUUGCACUCAAAAGAUUAGUUGACAUCAGCAUGGGUGUGUUGACUCCCUUAUCAGAGCAACUGACAAAGCCACUCCCACAUGCAAUUGCUCUUGUCAAUGUGGAUGAACUGUCAAGCGGUGCACACAAACUUUUGCCAGAAGGCACUAGAUUGGCUGUCACCCUUCGUGGAGAUGAAUCAUAUGAACAGCUAGAUCUUCUUAAGGGUGUUGAUGAUAUAACAAUGUUACUGCACAGUGUUCCUUAUGGUGAAGAGAAGACUGGCAGAGUACACGCUGCUAGGAGGUUAUUUGAGUACUUAGAAACCAACGGUUUGAACUUCCCUGUAAUCCAUCACAUAGAAUUCCCCAAAAGCGUGAACAGAGAUGACCUUGUUAUUGGUGCUGGGGCAAAUGUUGGUGCUCUUCUAGUUGAUGGUCUUGGUGAUGGUGUACUUCUUGAAGCUGCUGACCAGGAAUUUGAGUUUUUGAGGGACACAUCCUUCAACUUGUUACAGGGCUGCAGGAUGCGCAACACAAAAACGGAAUAUGUCUCUUGUCCUUCUUGUGGGCGGACACUCUUUGACCUCCAAGAAGUCAGUGCUCAGAUUAGAGAGAAGACCUCUCAUCUGCCAGGCGUCUCUAUUGCUAUCAUGGGUUGCAUUGUCAAUGGGCCAGGGGAGAUGGCCGAUGCUGAUUUCGGAUACGUUGGAGGUGCUCCUGGGAAGAUCGACCUUUAUGUUGGCAAGACCGUCGUGCAACGGGGCAUUGCAAUGGAGGGGGCCACUGACGCCUUGAUUCAGUUAAUCAAGGACCAUGGCCGUUGGGUGGAUCCUCCUGUUGAGGAGUAGGCCGUAGCAUGUAGUUCAUAUAUGUACUCCUCCAUAAACAAUGUUGUAGCUGAGGCACAUUGUAUUGUAUCCACGGAGUACAUAAAUACACGUUCUGUACAUCAGUUUAGAAAUAAAGUAGGAAUAGGGGUGGCUGCAACUUUGUAACACCCUCGUGAAGCAUCGGCAAAUCCAAAUUAGAAGCGUCCUGAAAUCAGUGAAAAAGAAUUGAUACUGCUAUUUUUUGUACCAAUUGAAAAAAAAAAGGAAUACAUGAUAUGACUAAAUCAUGGGUUACAUCUUCGUCAAAAAA